UCAAUUUCCUAAGCAAUAUAGACGGUUCUCAUAGAUGCGCCUUUUUCGCUUAGGAUUUUUGGUAAUGCAGAGUGCGGGUCUUGUACAGUGCGUGCUUAGAUGCGUCCAAAUUAGUUAAUUUAUGAUUCUACAUCGUAGUUAGUAAUUCAUUUGUGUAACCAGAUAGGCGGUAAAACAUACGAACAAGGGCGUGGUCGGCGGUUUAACCUUUAUGACAGUUUUAAGUAAUUUAGUAGUGCUUGUAUUAGUAAAGUCAACUGUUUGCGCAUACGAUAUAAAAUUGUCUUUGAUCGGGGUGAUAAACGAUUAGAGUAGGUAAAUAGGUACCUAUUUAGUGCCUAUAUAAUAGUUGUAACAAGAGACAGAUUGGCUACACACUGUCAGCAGAUUCAAUGGACAGAACACAAGGGUCUCGCGGAAACAAGCUGGUCAUGUUGGCGCUGAACAAGAAAACUAAACAAACGUUCCAACCCGCGGUAAAAAUUAAAAACCGUGAGACGUCGGAAGAUUUAGAUUAUUAUCCCACUGACACUAGUUCGCAAAAUAAUGAUAGUGAUAGCGACACGACAAGUGAGUGCAAGGAAGAAAAUAAAAAUUGUUCUUCUAAUUUAGUUGUGAAAAGUAGCGCUGGUCAUGGAGUUAUUAACGACAUUAACUCAGGGAAUUCUCUGACGGAAAUCUCACCUGUCACACGCAUACCCUCGAGAAGUCCAGUCCUUCUCGAUAUUUCUAGCUCUAUUGUGCCAGUUCACUUUGAUACUCCCGAAGUAGAGGACUCACGCUCUUUUAUGACAGAAGUAAGAAAUUCUGAGUUAGAGACAGUCACUGAAUUAUUUGAAUCAACACGCUCUUUUAUGACAGAAGUAAGAAAUUCUGAGUUAGAGACAGUCACUGAAUUAUUUGAAUCAAUUACGGAAGCAGUCGAGCCACCAGUUCAAGGCGAGGUUGUUGUAGCGGAUCCUGACGAUUUCGUAGAUAUCGACGGCGCUGGAGUAAGUAAUAACGCAUCUGUGGUCCAAUACACUAAAAAGGGAACAGUUCGAAAAAGAAAAAAGUUCGAGUUGUCAGUGAGUUCAAGAAAAAAAGCUAAGCAUGAAUCACUUGCAAAAAAGCACUGCGUUAAAGAUAGUUGUGGGAAAGAUUGUUUAAAAAAAUGCGUGUCAAAGAUAUCAGAAGAGAGAAAACAAUUUCUGAAUAGCGAAUUUUGGAAAAUGUCAAACGAUAAAGACCGAAAAUCUUUUAUUUUACAUCAUAUUUCAUCAAGACCAGUGAAACAGAGAACAACCUUACAAAGUGAUCUUGGUUAUCAAAGAAAUAUCACUUAUAACUAUGCACUGAAAAAUGAAAAUGGAACAUCUCAAAAUGUAUGCAAAACUUUUUUUCUCGCAACUCUAGGUUUUAAUAAACAAAGUGACAAAGUUAUCCGCACAGCUUUACGUAAUGCUAACAAUUCUGUAGUGCCUGUGCCUGACUUGAGAUGCAGGAAGCAACCGCACAAUAAAAUAGACGAUGAAGUGAUCCGUAAUCAUAUUGUAUCUUACAACCCCACUAUCUCACACUACCGGAGAGAACAUGCACCCCAACGUCUUUAUCUUCCUAGUGACCUUACUUUUGCUGCAUUACAUCAGGAUUUCCUAACCAAACAUCCAGACCUAAAAAUUUCCUAUGAAAAGUACCGUGUAGUAGCUAAGAAAAUGAACAUAUCGCUAGCAAAUCUAGGACACGAAGAAUGUGAAAGUUGUGAAGGGUUUUCUCUACAUGAUAAAAGUCACACAAAAGACAAUCUAGAAGAAACUUGUGAUGUUUGUAGAACUUGGAAAAAACAUAUAGACAGAGCAACAAAGUCGCGUGAACACUACAGAGAUGAUGGUAAACAACCAGAAGAAGCCGGUAAGGUUAUGUACUGCGCCGACCUGGAAAAAGUUAUUAUGCUACCAAGACUGGAAACGUUUAAAACAGCAAUUUUCACAAGCAGAAUUACAGUUUACAAUGAGAGCUUUGUACCAAUUGGCAAAAAAAAGAAUAGCAAAACGUUUGCCGCUGUUUGGCACGACGCUUUAUUUAAACGCAGUAAAGAUGAAAUAAUAAGCGCAUUUUACCAAUUUGUCCUUAUGAAAAGAGACGCUGUCAAAAUAACAUUGUGGCUUGAUAAUUGCUCUGCGCAAAAUAAGAACUGGUCAUUCUUCUCAUUUUUGCUCUACAUUGUUAAUUCGGAUGAAAUUAAUGCUAAUGAAAUUGUUAUAAAAUAUUUCGAGCCCGGCCAUACAUUUAUGGCCGCAGAUUCUUUUCACCACAAAGUCGAGCUGUCGAUGAAAAAGAUGGGCAACAAACUAUACGAUUUUGGAGAUUUUGUUCAAGCCGUAAAACAAGCCUCACGGCAAACUGAAGUUCUACCAAUGGAAUUACAGCAUUUUUUUAUUUGGGAGGAUUACACUUCGCAAUAUAAACUUAGUCGAAUUAACCCCCGGCCCUAUCUAAAUGAAAUAGUCCAAGUAUCAGUCCAUAGAGGUUCCCUUAUUAUGACAUACCAAAAUGACUUUGACGCUCCGAUAAUUGAACUUGAUUUUCUCAGUGCCAAAAUUACGAAGAAUAAAAAACUGCCUCCUCCAAAAAAACAACAAAAAGUUCUAGGAAUUCCAUCCAAAAAAAAAGCAGCAAUAAUAAAAAAUCUAGGUGCAAUAAUGAAGAACAGGCUUCAGUUUUGGAAUGAGCUUCCAGUUUCACAAGACGAGGACUCUAACUAACAUUUGUGUCAUUAUUUGCUUUCAUCUAAUAUGUUAAAGUUCAUUUACUCUCAAUUUAAAUCUUUGUGUAAAAAGUAUGUAAUAAACUUGCAUUACUCUUCUAGACGUAUCUCAGAUUUGUAGGAAAAUCCUAAGCCUAACAGGCGCAUCUCAUUUUUUAAUUAAAAUAUUACUGUCUAAAAAAAAAGUUUGUCAAAUUUGUUCAUAAUUCAUACACAUCACUACAAACAACUGUUGAAAAAAUCACAAAAAAUACAAAAUGAGAGUGCUGUAACAAAAAUCAGAUAAAUCGCAAUAACUCAAAAAGUUGAAAUAUUUAGAUGCGUCUUUUUGGCUUAGGAC
This is a messenger RNA of Photinus pyralis (common eastern firefly), 3086 nucleotides long. RefSeq lists its product as uncharacterized. NCBI's taxonomy places the organism in Eukaryota, Metazoa, Arthropoda, Insecta, Coleoptera, Lampyridae. Bases 393 to 2744 code for a protein of 783 amino acids. The record is from RefSeq and is a predicted model, not a curated record. The transcript has 2 exons.